AUGGAUAUCAAGAGCCAUAUUGAGAAGAGGAUUUCAAAGUGCCCAUUGGAGGACCUUGCAUUGCUCAAGGAAGACUUGGCGAAGCUUAUUUCUGCGAUUAACAACAUUAUCAUUGAUUCCUCACUCUUGAGAGCCAAGAUUGCCGAGCUUAUGGCUACCUCAACUAAGUAUUCUUCUUUGCAUGAUGUUUCCUCGAACAAGUUUAAAUCUAAAGUCUCAACUCUUGUAGAGCCUAACACCUUUCAAGAAGCCAAUCUCAUCCCUCACUGGAGGAAAGCCAUGUCUGAAGAACUUCAAGCCUUGGAGGAGAAUUGUGACAGUGCCUUUGAGAUUGAAGCCCUAAAAGCCUCCUUACAUCAAACCUUUGCCAUCAAGGAUCUUGGGAAGUUGAAGUAUUUUCUUGGCAUUGAGAUGGCAACCUCACGACGAGUUGAACAUCUCAAUAUUGUUAAAAGGAUCAUUUGCUAUCUCAAUGGAUCCAUCGAUAGGGGUAUUCUUAUGCGUAACAAUCAUUCCACUGAGAUUCAUGCAUACACUAAUGUUGAUUGGGUAGGCAAUGCAAUUGACAGAAAAUCCACCACUGGUUAUUGCACAUUUUUUGGAGGCAACAUUGUUACUUGGAAGAGUAAAAAACAACAAGUCAUUGCUCGCUCUAGUGCUGAAGUUGAGUAUCGAGCCAUGGCUGCUACUGCAUGUGAAUUGAUUUGGCUUAAAGGUCUCUUGCUUGAUCGAGGGCUCUCGAGUACAACUCCUAUGUCUCUCAUGUGUGAUAAUCAGGCAGACAUGCACAUUGAUGCAAACCCAGUUUUUCAUGAAAGGACCAAGCAUAUUGAAGUUGGUUGUCACUUCAUCAGGGCUUAA
Messenger RNA from Pyrus x bretschneideri (Chinese white pear), 861 nucleotides. RefSeq lists its product as uncharacterized. Bases 1 to 861 code for a protein of 286 amino acids. The record is from RefSeq and is a predicted model, not a curated record. NCBI's taxonomy places the organism in Eukaryota, Viridiplantae, Streptophyta, Magnoliopsida, Rosales, Rosaceae. The transcript is spliced from 4 exons.